AUGCCUACACCCCAAAUCCCCGCUGUACCCAGCUCGCUGCGCACCCAAAUCACCCAAUUUGUCGUGCGAGCAAUACCCCGCGCACUGCGCGAGCCACCACCCGCGCAGCGCAGGCAACCCAUCCGCGCAGCGCAGGCAACCCAUCCGCGCAGCGCAAGCAACCAUCCGCGCAGCCAAAUCCCCACUGCACCCAGCUCGCUGCGCACCCAAAUCACCACUGCACCCAGCUCGCUGCGCACCCAAAUCACCACUGCACCCAGCUCGCUGCGCACCCAAAUCACCGAGGCCGCCUCCGGGCGCCCAUUCAUUCCUUCGCACUAUCCUAUAUCCGCCAGCUCAACCACUCAACAGUCACCUAUGCACAGUAAUUAUACCUCGCCGCCUCCGCCUCCUACCCUAGCUCAACGCUUAUCUGCUGCGCGGAAUAUGGUGCGACAGUAUGGUUUCGAUGAUAUCCCCAAUUGCCUAUUAGCAGAACUUCAGUGUACAGAUCCAUCCGUGCUCGCGCGUUCCAAAGCUUACUUGCAGCGCGGUAGCAUGGGCAAGCUUUUAUGUGCUGCGCUCGUACACUCUUCUAAUUCCAUCAACACCCUCGCAAAGGAUAUUGAUUUGCGUAAUGCAUGUGUGGAUAUCGUCGAGAACCUUGUGCACAGCGAAAUGAGCGCCCUUAUAGCUGCACCGCACAUGCGCAAAAAGAUGAAUCAAUUUACCCAUGAAUACAUCAGCGGAUUUUCACUCUCUGAUAUUGCAGUAGCGCAAAACAGCUUCGCUCCCACAGUCAAAAGGCUCGUUGAUGCAAUAAUAGCGCCUAGCGCUCAAGACCCCGCGCGCACUCAAGACCCCGCGCGCGCUCAACACCCUCCCCGCGCUCAAGACCCCGCGCACGCUCAAGACCCCGCGCACGCUCAAGACCCCGCGCACGCUCAAGACCCCGCCUCCCCGCUGGGCAAUCAUUAUCAACCCCACCAAGAAGACUCAGAAGAUCUCCCUUCAUUCAUAGAGCUGGGAGUCGGUACGACUAGUACGCAGAAACCUGCGCCCACCAAGCGUUAUGAUAUUGUCUCUACAGUUGCCAUCAGCAUUGCAGCUUAUGGGCGCUCACAACGCGCCAAUUCUCUUCAGGGCAUGGUGGGCUAUUAUUUGAACGCCUCCGGCGCCGGUAAACGAGUGAUAGAGGUCCUCCACUGCCUGGGAAUCUCUGUCACUUAUGAGGCUGUAAACCACGCACUGCGUGCUAAUGCCUCUGCCCUGCGUGAUAUGCUACGCAUCAAGGCUGCUGCCCACCCGUUCUUUGUUUCCUUCGACAACAUGGUUUUCUACCAAAGGGUAAAGACUCAUACUACUGGUAAUCGUCAAUAUCAACAACACUACACUGCGGGGUAUAUUGCAUUCCUGCAGGGCACCCCGCGCGCUGGGUUCCUCCCUCGCGCUGAAAUGCUCAACCGUGAUAGUGCCCGAUUGAUAUCUGCGCGCGACGUAAUGGUGGACUCAACAACCUUCCAAUACACGCGCGACGCCGCGAAGGCCAACAUAUGGAAUAUACUCCACAAACAUGCGCAUGGUGCUAUAGAGCUCAAUAUGCAGCGCAGAGGAAAAGAUGGCACUAUCAUCAAGCCAGGUUACGAACCAUUCAUUGCCCCCGCACUGUUUCCAUUGCCCUUGAAAAAAUCUGACCUUCACACGAUGCCCACCUUCCAUAAGAAUGAGGCCAUAAUCAGCGAGGUUAUCGACAUCAUAAAAUCAAUUCUACAGGAGCUUGAUAUCACCGCCCACCAGCUUAUGGACAAACUGAUCCUCUUCAAGGGCGAUUAUAUGACCGUGAGAAAUAUACUGAAGGCUGUUUUUCGCAGGCAGGAAGAUCAACCUGCGCACCAAAUGGAAUACGUGGAGCCCGUAAUUGGUCUCUUUCAUCUGCAAAUGUGUAUGCUGGGCACUAUAUUUAAGGCGCACUGGGGGAAUGAUGGUCGAGAGCCCACUAGUAUCCUCCGGUUUGUUAAAUUACUUCGAAAGCCCGCGAUAAACACACCUAAACCCAAGGAUUUCCGCGCAUACGAUCAAUUCUUUCAACAAAUACUUGAAGCGCAUGUAAUAUCUCUUGCUGCCGAAACUCUCAACGCCGACACCGUCGAGUUGUUCAAUCACCGCCUCCGCGCAGCCAACUGGCGUCUUGUAAUAGAGGAUAUGGUUGAUGCUAUAUUCCCAGUAUGCGGGGGACUAUCCGUCGUCAAGCGCAGGCGUUUCUGUGAGCGCGGCAUUCCUGUUCCGCACCAAUCCAGAGAUAUUCUAUAUGAAAAUGCGAUUUUACUACUGCAGCAAGGAUUGGUGUACGCUGACUACGGUGCGGCGGUAUGCGCGGGGGAUCCCGGGCGCCUGGAGCACAUCAUUCGCCUCUGGACCACGCAAUUACAUGGUACCCAAAAUAUCAAUUACCCGCGCGAGGUUAUUCAUUUGAUUGCUUGCAUGGAGAAAAUAUGGUCCCCAGAGAUGAGAAAUAUAUGGCGCCACAACUGCCUGGUUAAUCCCUCUGGGCGCAGGGGGGCAUGGGUGCCCGACGACCUAUUUGGUGAGUAUGUUGUGCGUGAGAUCAAGGCUAGGAUCCACCCAAGCAGCAAUAUUCACUCGGACCAACACCUUAGAGAAACAAUAUCUCGCCAAGUGAUGUCGCUACACGCCAGUAAGGUUUCUAUGGAGCGAGAAUCGCGUGCGCACAGCUAUGGGACGCACUCAUCCUUGGUACGCAGCUCAACUGAUGUGGCGAAUAUUGUGCGCGUACUCCUCGAUGAAGCCAUAUGCAGAGACUCGAUCCCCCGCGCGCUGGAUAGUGUGAAGGAACAACCGCACUGGGAGGCAACAGAUUUGAUGGGCGCGGGAAUAGCGCGCCUCGCAACUGGGGUGCCACUGCGCGAAUAUAUGCAGCGUGCACGAUUCAGCUGGCACCCUGGAAAGUCCUCAUCAAACACGUCAUCGCUGGAUCUCGAAACCGAAGAAGAUUUUGAUACUGAUAUACUUGGCCCAGAAGCCGGGCUAGACGAUCUCCUCUGA
This is a messenger RNA of Morchella sextelata, 3042 nucleotides long. RefSeq lists its product as uncharacterized. The coding region runs from base 1 to 3042 and encodes 1013 amino acids. The transcript is spliced from 4 exons. The record is from RefSeq and is a predicted model, not a curated record. NCBI's taxonomy places the organism in Eukaryota, Fungi, Ascomycota, Pezizomycetes, Pezizales, Morchellaceae.